AUGAGUAUUCAAGUGCAUUUCAAUGAAGUUGAAUUGUCAGUGCUAUCAAUAUCACGGACCAAGCUAUGGAUUUUCGCAAACUCGAUUCUACACCUACUAUAUGACUCAAUUGAUGAACAUCCAUUCCAAGAAAAUGACGUAGAUGAAGAUGCGAGUGUUGUUGCACACGACUCGAGGCAAGGACGAGGGAAGAGGAAAGAUGGUGCUAAAUCUGGUCAUUCUUCAGAUAAUGAAGAGUCUGAAAUAACUCGAGUUGACAAUUCAAGCAAGAGUUUAUACCUGGACUUUAACUCAUUGCAGCUACAGGAGUCGAGUGCAAAUGCCAACGCCAAUGUCAGUGCAAAUGUCAAUGCCAGUGCAAAUGCCAACGCCAAUGAUACAGAAGACAACAAUUUCAUGCACAUUGCCAUAUCGCCAUGUGAAUGCACCAUAAUCUGCUCCACUUGGCUCAUUGAAAAGUUUUUCAAAGAGCCCUUGGCAAUUUGUCAACGGCUAGAAUACGAUGAUGUACACCUCUUACCUGAUCAUUACUUGAGUUUGAUUGUUGAUUCAGAUGGAGGAUGUGAUAAACUGUUGAGGAUUUUGGAGCUCACCAAGCCAUUGUCAGAGAAUGGCAUCUCGAUUUUCUACAUUUCCUCGCAUUUCAAUGAUAUAGUGUUGAUUCCAUUCGACUCGAAGCAGGCUGUUAUGGACGUGUUGACAACAAAGAAUUUUGAAUUCUCGGAAAUCUCAAACAGCUUCAUCUCCAACCAUCGAGCGCUUGACCCUGGUGUUGUUGAUGAUUUAUCGCAAGUGUCGCCAAUAUACGAGAAAACUUUUGAGAUAUUUGCCGCGGCUGAUAUCCACCCUGAGAUUAACGAAAAGCACGAGUUAUUGUUGACGGGAUCACGGCCUGGAGACGUCAAGAGUACCACGUUGAAAGCUAUAAAGUUAUUGUCCCUUGCAACUACAACGCAGCCAACGUAUUUUGUGCUCACGAGAACGUUUUCCAAUGAAUUGUCGAUAAUCAUCCCUGAAUCUCAAAAGUUUAGACUCAAGUAUGGAUUCGACUCGACGAGCUUGAUUGGUUCUACCCAGGACAUCAUCGUGCCCGUCACCAUGGAUUUCUCCAAUCUUCCUUUGAACUGUACUGGUAUUGUGGCUGGCUUGGCCAAUAUGUUGAUUACCAAAGGUGGCAAUUUGAUUGAGAUUGGCUAUUUGUCCAUGGCCAAGUCUGGUGUCAUCAUGAUCCCCCAGGAGAAUCUAGAGUCCGUCAAGGAUAUCAUGAGAAAUAUAUGA
This is a messenger RNA of Lodderomyces beijingensis, 1278 nucleotides long. The record is from the annotation of a GenBank genome assembly. Lineage: Eukaryota; Fungi; Ascomycota; Pichiomycetes; Serinales; Debaryomycetaceae.